GACCACAACCACGACGAGCACGAUGGACAGCGCGUCGUUGAGACUGGAGCCGGCCUUCGCUUACUUGUCUUAUUCUCUCUCUCGCCUCGAAACCACGUUCUACAGGUUUCCGGGUUCUCACGUCGUCGCUCGCUAUGUCAAGUCCUCGCACCAGAACGACCCUGGUCGCACGGUACUCGAAAUCAUCCUCAUCAUCUUCGCUAUCAGGACUCUCUUGCAAGCUCGUACCCGAUCAGACAGCGGCGGAAAGCAUUUCAUACAAUUCACGGAGAAGGAAAUAGACGAGCUUAUCGACGAAUGGACCCCCGAGCCCCUAGGACAACCCCUUUCUCCGGAGGAAGAGGCUGAUCUAGCUUCAGUUCCAAUUGUCUCUGGCCCGAAUGGCUCGAAGCCCAAGCUGGUCAGCACUGGCAAGCAGGUGCUCAACCUUGCCAGUUUCAACUUCACCGGACUUGCUGGCAACGAGACCAUCAAACAACGUGCUAUCGAGACUCUUCGCAAGUACGGCGUAGGCAGCUGCGGACCUCCUGGAUUCUACGGCACUGCUGAUGUACACCUGGACCUUGAGCACGAGAUUGCUGAUUUCUUGGGUGCCGAAUCUUCUAUACUGUACUCUCAAGGCUUCUCCACGAUAUCCUCUGUCAUCUCUGCGUUCGCCAAGCGCGGCGAUGUCGUCGUUGCCGAUCGCGGUGUCAACUUCGCUAUCCAGAAAGGUCUACAGAUCUCGCGCUCUACCAUCCGCUGGUUCGACCACAACGAUCUGAAAAGCCUGGAAGACGUUCUGGAGAGCGUUGACAAGGAACGAAGGAAGCGAAGGUCGCCCCUAACUAGGCGGUUCAUCGUCACAGAAGGCAUUUUCGAGAAAGAUGGGGCCAUGGUCGAUCUACCUAAGCUUGUUGAGCUCAAGUACAAGUACAAGUACCGCUUGAUCCUAGAUGAGAGCAUCUCCUUUGGCACCGUCGGAAGAACUGGACGCGGACUAACAGAACUUUACAACGUUCCAGCAACUCAAGUGGAUAUGAUCGUCGGUUCUGUCGCGAACACCUUGAACGCCGGCGGCGGUUUCUGUGCGGGAUCCAAGAAUAUUAUUGACCACCAACGUAUCAACGGCACUUCAUUUGUCUUCUCCGCUGCUUCUCCUCCCCUGCUUGCUGUCAGCGCAUCAGAAGGUAUCAACAUCUUGCGCAAUACUCCCUCUAUUUUGAGUACACUCCAAGAGAACAUUCGCGUGAUACGCUCCAUCCUUGACCGUGUCGAAUACAUCACGAUCCCUUCACACCCUGCAAGCCCCAUCAUUCACAUACAAGUCCGGCCUGGCUCUUCGUCGACCCUGCAGCUCCCUUCCCCAUCGGCUAGCAAACCGUCUAAUCCCGUUUCAGUUCAACCACGCGAGCCCGCAGUGUUUGACAUCGAGUUGGAGGAGCGUUUGCUGCAAGAUAUCGUUGACGAGGCCCUUGUUCAAGGUGUCUGGACGACGAGGGCGAAGCGAUUGAGGGGUCAAGAGCUCGUUGAAGUUCGGCCAAGUGUGCGCCUGGCCGUUUCGUCUGCGUUCACGAAGAAGGAAUGCGAGAAAGCCGCCAAUGUGAUCAAGGCUGCAGUUGUCAAAGUACUUGCAAAGCGUCGGUAGAGCGUUUCCAUGAUGUUUCAGGAUUAUGCUACCAUAUAGAUAUACCUAUAAUACCGAGCUGAUGCUUCGCCAUAAGUCGGCAGUUACUGAAAAGCAAGGAUUCAUACUGCCACAAAGAGAUGCGGAAUGGAAAACUACAUUGCAGAUACUGGUCC
Molecule: messenger RNA, 1782 nt
Organism: Heterobasidion irregulare TC 32-1
Lineage: Eukaryota; Fungi; Basidiomycota; Agaricomycetes; Russulales; Bondarzewiaceae
Exons: 6
Coding region: 23-1627 (534 amino acids)
Biological process (GO): ceramide biosynthetic process; sphingosine biosynthetic process
Cellular component (GO): endoplasmic reticulum
Molecular function (GO): pyridoxal phosphate binding; serine C-palmitoyltransferase activity
Source: RefSeq, a predicted model, not a curated record